AUGGGCAAUACCAUAUCAAAGGAGUAUGCAAAUGUCCAUUUCGCUUAUGCUCGAGAGGAUUUCCCUACAGCACAUGCCGCAGCCGUUGCCACUGAAGAAGCAGCCAACAACAUUAUUAUUACUGGUGCCAAUACAACCACCCUUCCAACCGUAUCCCAUACUCACAAUCGAAUCUCACCAACUCAUUCCAUAAACGACGAAAUAACCGCUGCUCACGAAGUUGUACAUAUAACCAACGGAGGAGAUGAUGAUAUUGAUGAGGACUUGGUUGUUAUUGAUGAAGAAGAAGGUUACGUCAUAGCUAUAGAACCUAGCCGUGCCAGACGAGGAGCUGCUGCUGCUUUGGAUGUCGCUCGCUUGCAAAAACUCGGUGCUGGUACUGUUGCUGUAGGUCCGAGUGAUUCGAGUCUACGCAAACCAUACGGUCGUAAAGGAUUUGGAAAGACGGGAAAGGAAGUCGUCAGGAAACGAGUACGAGCUAUUACAUUUGGUCAACUCACUUCCAUGGCUACAAUUGGUCUCUGCUCUCAAGGUCUGGUGAAAAUAUCUGCCAACAUGGGCUUAUUAUCAAAUACUACUACUCUUCAGCUAUGCUGCAACGACUUGACCUCCAUUCCCCCCGAAAUCGGAUAUAUGCGAAACUUGAUGCUAUUGUCUGUUGCCAAAAAUAAGCUUACGUCGCUGCCAGAUACUAUAUGCUACCUCACAAAACUUGUAGAAUUCCGAGCAUCCGAUAAUCAACUCACAUCAAUUCCUGCUACAAUUGGAGAGCUUGCAAAGCUUACCACAUUGUCGCUCGAAUCAAAUCAACUAAAGUCUCUACCACAAGAAAUCGGACAACUCAAAACACUCGUCAAUCUCGACUUGUCUGAAAACCCACUAUCAAUACUUCCAGCCGAAAUAGGCCGACUCAAAUAUUUGAGAAAGCUACGACUCGACAACUGUCCACUACUAUCCGAUAUAGAACUCGACAAGUCAUAUAAUCCUCCAUCAUUAAAAGAACUAGCAGCUCGAGUUAUAAUCCGAAACCAACUACCUAUAUAUGAAGUCAUGCAUGAAGAACUCAAACACUACUUGGCAUCAGCCAAAAAGUGCUCUUUUUGUGGUGGUCCGUACUUUGACUCGUAUGUAGUGAGGCGUAAAAUGGUGGAUAAGAAUGAUGGAAAGGUGCCGUUGGAAUAUCGUUUAUGUGUACCACACUGGACGACUGAGGCUGAAAGGUUGCUUGUAUUGUUUGCUUGUCCACCACCAGACACAGCAAUGAAGGGGGAAAGUGGUGACGUUGUUCAAGUUGUGAAGUCAAGCUCGGGGUACUCGACACCUUCGACAUCAGUCAACUCGUCAGGAGCCAGCUCACCAGCUCGAGCAUUGAGAUCACGUACCAAUAGUAGUAAUAGCAUGAGUACUGUGGUUAGUAGUGGUGGUGUGAGCGGAGUCAGUGUAUUUGACGAUGAACAUAUGGCUUCUACAAUGAUCUCAGUCCGCAGCAUUCCAAAGAAUCCAGCACUGCCUCCUUUGCCUGUUGUUGGUCGUGAGUCAGGACGAGGGACAGUGCUUCGAAGAAGUCGUAUCGCCAAGUAA
Synchytrium microbalum is the source of this 1581-nucleotide messenger RNA. RefSeq lists its product as uncharacterized. Lineage: Eukaryota; Fungi; Chytridiomycota; Chytridiomycetes; Synchytriales; Synchytriaceae. Bases 1 to 1581 code for a protein of 526 amino acids. Gene Ontology annotation, molecular function: protein binding. The transcript has 3 exons. The record is from RefSeq and is a predicted model, not a curated record.